AUGCGUUCUCUAUCAAUCCUCCCACUCACCCUCGCAACCAUAGUCGCUGCUCAAAAAGCAGGCAACCUAGUCCCAGAAGAACACCCCAAACUCUCUUGGCAAAACUGCAGCAAAUCCCCCAGCGGAACCAACUCCUGCUCCACAAUCGACGCAGAAGUCGUCCUCGACGCAGAAUGGCGCUGGAUCCGCAACGCAAACAGCAUCAGCAACUGCUACACCGGCAACCAAUGGGACCUCGCACAGUGCAACACAACCGACUCCUGCACAUCAACUUGUGCUCUCGAGGGGGCAGACGCGCAGAGCUACAAGGAUGGGUACGGCAUCACCACCACCGGUGGCAACACCCUGUCGCAGAAAUUCGUGACGUUGAAUGCCUUUUCUUCAAAUGUCAACUCGCGCGUCUUCUUGUUGGAGCCGGGUGGGGCGGAUCGGUAUCAGACUUUUGUGCUGAUGGGGAAUGAGCUUGCUUUUGAUGUUGAGCUGUCGUCUGUUGAGUGUGCUAUUAACAGUGCGUUGUACUUUGUGGCUAUGGAGGACGAUGGUGGCAUGGCUAGGUACCCUACCAACGAGGCUGGGGCGAGGUAUGGGACUGGGUAUUGUGAUGCGAGUUGCCCUAGGAGUAAUCGGUUUGUCGGGGGAAAGGCAAACGUCGAGGGCUGGGUACCUUCAGACACUGAUCAGGUCCGCGGAACGGGGAAGUACGGCGCUUGCUGUGCCCAAUUUGACGUCUGGAACUCCAAUGCUCACUCAUACUACAUGAUCUCAAAACCUUGCGUUGAUACAGGCUAUCAGGUCUGUCAGGCUCCGGACUGUGAUGUCGCCAACACGGGGGGUUCCGGUCAAGUUCUGUGUGAUAGGCUCGGAUGCGAUUACAGUCCAUACAGACUUGGCGAUAAGGAGUUCUACGGUAAGGGAAAGACGGUGGAUACGAGUAGAAAAUUCACUGUAGUCACCCAAUUCUCUGAAGACAGUGUCAAGCAAUUCUUCGUCCAAGAUGGGAAGAAAACCGAAACACCCGCGGCAUCUUACCCCGGGUUCCCAGACACCAGCGGACUGAGUCCCGACUACUGCGAAGCUCUGCCCACGAACUUUCAAGACCCCGAGUAUUUUGCCAAAGUCGGCGGCUACGCGCGUCACAACGAAACCCUACAACUCCCCAUGGUCCUGACAAUGUCCAUCUCGAAUGAUCACUGGGCCAACAAUCUUUGGCUUGAUUCCACGUUCCCGCCGGACCGUGCGGGUCUUCCGGGAGCGGAAAGAGGACCAUGUCCUUCAAACGGUAAUGGUCCCGAACCUCAAGAGGUUGAGAGAUACUAUCCCAAUGCCAAAGUUGCGUGGUCCAACAUUCGGUUUGGACCUAUUGGGACAACAUUGUAG
Colletotrichum phormii is the source of this 1377-nucleotide messenger RNA. RefSeq names its product family 7 glycosyl hydrolase. The record is from RefSeq and is a predicted model, not a curated record. The coding region runs from base 1 to 1377 and encodes 458 amino acids. NCBI's taxonomy places the organism in Eukaryota, Fungi, Ascomycota, Sordariomycetes, Glomerellales, Glomerellaceae. Gene Ontology annotation, biological process: carbohydrate metabolic process. Gene Ontology annotation, molecular function: hydrolase activity, hydrolyzing O-glycosyl compounds. The transcript is spliced from 6 exons.